UUGUGCUCUUUAGAUAAAUCUUUCCCCAUACAUUUCUGUUUCCUCUGAGUUUCUCCUUAAAAAUGUCUCUCAUUUACCAUAAUGCCAUCCUCUUCUUCACUGUGUUUUGGCUGUGGCUUGUGGCUGAGGGGGCUUUGGUUCAGCAACAACCCUUGGUGCUCAAGUACCACAACGGCGAGCUUCUGAAGGGGAGGAUCACUGUUAAUUUGGUCUGGUACGGUUCGUUUACUCCCAUCCAACGGUCCAUCAUCGUGGACUUUAUCGAAUCCUUAAACUCCCCGAAGGCGCCGCUUCCCUCGGCGGCCACGUGGUGGGGCACCACCGGGAAGUACAAGGGCGGAUCCUCUGCGCUCGUCGUAGGGAAGCAGUAUCUUCACGAGACCUAUUCUCUCGGGAAGUUCCUCAGGUCCAGACACUUGCAAGCGUUGGCGUCCAAGUUCAAUGACCUCGACUCCAUCACCGUCGUCCUCACCGCCAAGGACGUUGCCGUCGACGGGUUCUGCGUCAGCCGGUGUGGCACUCACAGGGCGAUCCCGCCCGUGGGAGGUAAACCUCGCAGAGCCUAUAUCUGGGUCGGGAAUCCUGAGACUCAAUGUCCGGGUCAGUGCGCGUGGCCUUUCCAUCAGCCCAUUUACGGCCAGACUCCGCCGCUGGUGGCGCCGAACGGUGACGUCGGUGUUGACGGAAUGAUUAUCAACUUGGCCACUUUGCUAGCCGGCACCGUGACGAACCCCUUCAACAAUGGCUACUUCCAAGGUCCGGCUACGGCGCCACUCGAGGCCGUAUCUGCUUGCACCGGGGCGUUUGGGAGUGGGUCGUACCCGGGAUAUCCGGGUCGGGUCCUGGCGGAUAAGACAACCGGGGCGAGCUACAAUGCGCACGGCGUGAACGGCAGGAAAUACUUGCUUCCGGCGAUGUGGGAUCCGCAGAGUUCGGCGUGCAAGACGCUCGUGUGAGAUGAUGGGAAUGGCUUAGUUUACACGUGGCGGAGUAUGAUGGAGCGGGUGUAGAUAUGGAUUGGUAGGAACGGUGCAGGAGAUGAUGAAUGAAAGGGAGGGAAAGCAAAAGCUGCAAUGAGACAUGUAGCAGUUUGUUUUUAUUGUUCAUAGGUCUUUGAAGUUUGGAUCAGUGUUUGUCAUUAAGUGUGACGUGUAAAUUGUAAGGUUCUAAAUGGAGGAAUAUCAUGUUAAAAAUAUGCAAAAUGAGUAUUAAAUAACAAAUUAUCAUCAUUAAUGCUUGGUUCA
Molecule: messenger RNA, 1244 nt
Organism: Prosopis cineraria
Lineage: Eukaryota; Viridiplantae; Streptophyta; Magnoliopsida; Fabales; Fabaceae
Product: protein EXORDIUM-like 2
Source: RefSeq, a predicted model, not a curated record